AUGCCGGAGUCCGGCCCCGGCUCCGCCUGCCGGCUUCGCCCCUGCGCCGGCUUCCCCGCAACCCGGACGCCGGCCUCUGGCGCGACCCGGCCGUUGGCUUCCGCCACGCCCGCGUCUCCUCUGCCUACGGCUGGAUGCCCCGCGCCCGCCCGUCUCGCCCGGGCCGGCUCCGCCCCCGUCCGCGGCUUUGCCUCCCCGCGCCGACCCGGCCGACCCACGCCAGGUCCGGCUCCCGCGCCGCCCCUCGGCUACCACGCCCCUCGCCGCCUCCGGCUCGGUGCCCCGCCCGCCGGCCUCGUCCUCAACCUGGCUCGCCGCCUCCACUCCCGCGCCGCGUCCGGCUCCCCGGUGCCGCCCCGCGCCCAGCCGGGUCCGGCGAGCGUCGCGCAUGGCGCCUCCCGCUCCCCCGACCGCUGA
This is a messenger RNA of Aegilops tauschii subsp. strangulata, 417 nucleotides long. NCBI's taxonomy places the organism in Eukaryota, Viridiplantae, Streptophyta, Magnoliopsida, Poales, Poaceae. The record is from RefSeq and is a predicted model, not a curated record.